AUGGAUUUGUAAAAGAGUUUAACAGAUAACAAGUUUUUCGUAGCCGGAUUAGCAUUAGGCUCUGGAUUAAUUACUUCAUUAUUGUUGAAGUAAUUCAAUACUGAAGAAGAAAAAGUUGAAAGAAAGGGAAGCCUUAAAACAGUCAAAAGAAAGGAAGUCAAGAAGCAAAGAACAGUUUUCUUGCAUCAAACUGAUAACACUAUCCCUAAAGAAAUUCUUAAUGCUAGCAACACUCUCAUGGAAGAAGUUAAGAAUCUUGAAAGUAGAACUUGCAAUAUUUUAAAGGUUCCUAACUUGAUCAUUGAAGUCCCUCAAGAUGAAAUUCCAUGCCAUCUAUCUCCCCUUUAUGGUGAAAACAAUUACAGAGAAGUCUUUGGUGGUGGUGGUUUCCUUCCAGACACUGCAUUCGUUUACACUGGCUCAUACGUAUUAUCUGACGCUGUUAUUGGUAAGAACCAGAGCUUAGAUUAAUCUAAGAGAUACGUUCGUGCUGGUCCUAGAAAGCACAAUUACUUUAAUCCUUAAUAGGUUAAGGCUGCCAUCGUAACCUGUGGUGGUUUAUGCCCUGGUUUGAAUGUUGUUAUUAGAGAAAUAUUCAUGUGUUUAUACUUCAAUUACGGUGUAAGAACUAUCUAUGGUAUUAAAUACGGAUAUAAGGGUUUCUACUAAUAUGACUGGUAAGAACUUACUGUCAAGGAUGUUAAGGAAAUAUAAAGACUUGGUGGUACUGUUUUGGGUAGCUCUAGAGGUGGUUUUGAUAAAGAUAAAAUUGUUGAUAAUUUAGUUAAGCAUGGUAUCACUCAUGUUUACUGCUUAGGUGGUGACGGUACUCAUAGAGGUAUUUAAGCUCUUUUUAACGAAGUUAGAAGCAGAAAACUCAAUAUUAGUAUCGUAGGUAUUCCAAAAACUAUUGAUAACGAUAUUCCAAUUAUAGAUAAAUCUUUCGGUUUUGAAACUUCAGUUGAGGAAGCUGUUAAGGCAAUCUAAUCUGCUCAUGUUGAAGCUCACUGUGCUGAAUAUGGUGUUGGUCUUGUCAGACUUAUGGGUAGAUAUGCAGGUUUUAUUGCUAUGGAGGCAACUAAUGCUUCAAGAGAUGCUCAUGUUUGCUUAGUACCUGAAUUCAAGUUUAAUCUUUACGGUGAGGAAGGUGUGUUAGAAUACGUCUAUCAAAGAUUAUUAUCCAAAAGAAAUUGUAUUGUUGUAGUUGCUGAAGGUGCUGGUGAAGCAGUUUUAGAUGCACAAUUUGCUAACACUGGUGAAAAGGAUGCUUCAGGAAAUGCCAAGUUAAAUGACAUUGGUGCUUUCUUAUAGAAGGAAAUUGUAGAUUACGGUAAAAAGAAAGGAAUGGAAGUCACUCUUAAAUACAUUAAUCCCACAUACAUGAUUAGAACUGUACCAGCUAAUGCUUUGGACAGAAAAAUGUGCACAUAACUUGCUUAAAAUGCAGUCCAUGGUGCUAUGGCAGGCUUUACUGGAUUCACUGUUGGUCAUGUUAAUAACCGUUUGUGUUAUAUUCCAUUAGACGAAAUCUGUAAAGAAGGAUCUGGAAGAAGAAUCAAGGCAGAAGAUAGAGCUUGGUAGAGACUUCUUGCAUCUACUGGCUAACCCUCCUUUUUAAAGAAAGAAAAUUGA
Messenger RNA from Tetrahymena thermophila SB210, 1632 nucleotides. Its product is annotated as 6-phosphofructokinase. Lineage: Eukaryota; Ciliophora; Oligohymenophorea; Hymenostomatida; Tetrahymenidae. The record is from RefSeq and is a predicted model, not a curated record. Gene Ontology annotation, biological process: fructose 6-phosphate metabolic process; glycolytic process. Gene Ontology annotation, molecular function: 6-phosphofructokinase activity. Gene Ontology annotation, cellular component: cytoplasm. The transcript is spliced from 9 exons.